Topomyia yanbarensis is the source of this 8826-nucleotide messenger RNA. RefSeq names its product kinesin-like protein CG14535. Bases 77 to 4984 code for a protein of 1635 amino acids. Gene Ontology annotation, molecular function: ATP binding; microtubule binding; microtubule motor activity. The record is from RefSeq and is a predicted model, not a curated record. The transcript is spliced from 13 exons. Lineage: Eukaryota; Metazoa; Arthropoda; Insecta; Diptera; Culicidae. Gene Ontology annotation, biological process: microtubule-based movement.
GGAGCAUCUCCUCCGGUGAGUGUCGUUGCGGGCAGGUCUAUGUACCUUCCACAAUCACACCUCAGCAGCACUGGUAAUGGAUCGCAAGAAUGGUACGAAGAUACCACCAGCAUCCGCAUCGUCGUCGGUGCGUCGAAAACUGCCCGUCAAAACAAGCGUCCCUUCCGUUCCACCACAGCAGCUGCCGACCACGGCCAUUCAGCAGGAGACGAGAAUGGGCAAAGUCGCUUGCACGGCAAAGAUGGAAACUUCGGUGCAGCCUACAUUCGCCUCCGUACAUCGUCCUCGGCAGAUAAGUGCAGUGGCUGGCAUCAAACGAACCGGUUCCCAGUCCAGAGCGGAUCUAAUUCUUCACCACCGGCAGCAAGAGCAGCAGCAGCAGCAUCAAAAAUAUGCCGGCGGUCUUCUCUAUCGACAAGAUUGCAUCGCCGGAUCGGAGAUAGUUGACUCAAUGAACGAAAACAAUGCCGGAAUAUUUAAUCAACCGGGCGCAGCUGUACUGCCGCUGCCCGUUCAAAUACCUGAUCCCUAUGCUAAUUCCGCUCCGUUCCACGGGCGCCUCCAACAGCAGCAGGUUAGCAAGGUCCAGACUCAGCAGCAGCCGCUUGACAUGUCUCUAUCACAAAAGGCUGAUUAUCAUCAACAAAACAAUCCGUGGCACAUUGCCAAUCAGAAACACUCGCCAGCCGUGACCAAUCAGACGAGCUGCACGACAGUGACUCGACUGCCAAAACAGUCAACGCAGCUUCAGCUCUGCAAAAUGUCGCCCAAAAUGCUGAACGAAAUCUACGAGAGGCACUUGUUGAACCAAACCGUGUUCGACGAUGUUGGAUCGGGGACCGUACAGGCGCCACCGGGGACUAAUCGGGAGAACAGACGCUUCGUCAUCACAAAACCACCAACGCCGGUAACCAAUCAGCGGCAACAGCAGACCCAUAAAUUGUCCAAAGGGGACGGGGGCGAAAAUUUAUACGAAUCGAUUCACAGCAAUUAUCAUAUCUACGAAAAAAUCGAAGCCACCAACAAACGAGGCUCGCGGCUCGAACAGUACGUAAAGCCUCCGCCACCGCUUCAACCUAGGCCCAGAUCACUUCCGGUAGGAGCAACCUUGUGUCCAAGCCAGAACCAAAUUACAGCCCCAAAAAGUAUGAACCAGCGACACUCGACCUCCAUUCCCUACAAGCUGACCAGCCCGGAUGUCCUGCGGGCGAUGAAAAGUCCCAUCGCGGAAAGCCUAUCGCCCAUCGCGGAAAAACCUAGCGGCUCGGCAAUUCCCGUGUACGGUACCGGUGGCGGUCAUAAAUUACUCAUUACUGCGGACAAGAUCAACAUCGCCCUAGAGACGGCAAAGGCACUGGCCACGGCAGCAUACAUCGAGAGAGCUGCGCAACGCCUAGCUUCGGGCAGUGUGAUCCAACAUCAGCAGCAGCAGCAACAUCACCAGACCCAGCAUUCGAACACAAAAAUGAGUGGCACCGGUGCGGGCGGUGUUGCUGCCGUCAGCGGUGGAAUCGUGGGCGGUGAAAUUGGUGGCUUUUGUGGUGCAAUACAGCGGACGUCUCCGUCGGUGCCGGCCGGAUUGGCUCGAAGGAUGGCCAACCGGGAGAUCGGGGGACUCGGCAAGGUCAAAGUAAUGCUCCGUGUUUCGGAUGACCCUCCAAAACCGGCUGGACAGUCGGAAGAGUCUAAGCCUACCAGCAGCAGCAGCAGCAAUCCCAGCUACCUGACGGUGGACAAGAAGAAACGCCAGGUGACGCUGUGUGAAACGCAAACAAACCUCGCCGGCAGCACUGCGGCGACCCAAGAACGAGGCCCCAUGGUAUCGGCGCCGAAAAUGUUUGCAUUCGAUGCAUUAUUUACGACCGAGGAUUCGCAGCAUGAUAUUUGCGGGAGUGCGCUAUCGGAGGUGAUACCGGCUGUGCUGGAAGGUUCGGAUGGGUGUUUACUGUCGUUAGGAUAUCCGGGAGCAGGACAAUCACGCACCAUGUUCGGAACGUUGGCAUCACCCCCGUCGGACCUCGGGGCCAUUCCGUGCGCCAUCGCCUGGCUGUACAAGGGAAUUAAUGAGAAACGUCAGAAAUCAGGUGCGAGAUUCUCCGUCCGUGUCAGCGCGCUCGGUGUGAACGCAACCAAACCGGGGUCAUCGUCUAGGGAUUUGCUCGCCGGCCAUGCGACAGAAUCCGAUGACUCACCGGGUAUGUAUUUGCGAGACGACUUCCUCGGCCGACCCACGGAACUGCGGGCCCCGACAGCGGAACGGGCAGCGCUUUUCCUAGAUCUGGCUCUAUCGGGUCGAGCACAGAGCAGCAGCAGUAACUUAGAGCCGGCACUAAUUUAUACCCUGCACGUCUACCAGUACAGUUUGUCCGGCAAACGGGGCGUGGAAGGUGGCCGCAGCCGGUUACAUCUAAUCGACCUCGGAGGGUGUGCCAAUCGAAGUGGAGGGCUGCCGCUGUCUGGCAUCGGUAAUGUACUGUUGGCUAUUCUCAGCGGUCAGAAACAUCCACCGAACAGGGAUCACCCUUUGACGCCACUGCUGCGGGACUGUCUGGCGCCACUAACCUGUCAUGUGGCAAUUGUUGCUCAUGUAGCCCACUCACAGGUUCACAGCGAUACUUUAACCACAAUCCAAUUAGCGUCUCGCAUUCAUCGAAUGCGAAGACGAAAACCCAGGCACCAUCUAUUUGGCGACCGAGGUGCAGGACUAAACGGAUCAUCUGGUCAACAGACUGGGAGCUCCUCAGAGGGUCCCGAUCCGUCCAGUUCGGACUUUUCUCAGGACACAGUAAUCUAUAUGGGCCCAUGUGACGAAGCGACCGAUGGCGAGCAUCCUCCCGUCUACUUGCCAAGUCUAAACUCCGGCGACAAUCGAUGUGCCAUGAACAAAGCACUGAAAGGUUCAGCUGCCGAAAAACCGACCCCGACUGUAACAGCUUCACCCCAGAAAAAGAAAACUGCCUCCACUCUCAAGCCUCAAAAUCCUGCCCCAGCACCGAUCCCUACACGCACCGACAGUCUAAAGCGGAAUCAACCCUACGGUCAGCAGUCCGUAGCCGGUUCGGAACUGGUAGCUAGUGCGAUCCAAAUCGCUGCCCAGCACGCAUCGCCUAAAGUAGUUGCUGGAGCCUUUAAGCAUAUGACCGGCGUCAGUAAAGGCUCCAACAUACCUACACCGAAAGGAUCACCGCUGAGACGACCAAACCCGUCAACGGCAACAUCGUCACCCGCUGCCAGGGAAAGUCCAUCCCGACAGGUCAGCGAAGAAAAGUGGAUCGAUGGUCCGCGAAUGUCCAAAUCCAAAGUUCACGAAGCUCGGCAUCUGUUGAGGGAGAUCAACCAUGUCAAGAAUCAUGAAACAUGGGUUGAUGGUCCGAAAACGGCAAGUGCGACACAAGUGUUUCUUCCACCAGCAGCACACACCAACCAAGCCUACGGGUUCAUGGAUAACCACAAGAAAUCCAUGAUCCGACAGUGGGUCGAAAAUCAAUCGAUACAGCUACUGCACCAAUCCAUGUCCGCAAACAACUCACCCGCCCACAGUAGACACCAGAGCUACAAUCCACCGAAGUUCAGACCAAGUAAAUCCGACGAAGAUGGUUUCGUGCUGGAACUGGAACGAAAUGAUGAGCUUGUCAAUCCGAUUGCCUUCCGGGGAUUCACCGCAACCAGUGGUGGACUGAACAGUUCCGAGAGUCAUGUACGCACAGGUCUCAAGCAAGCCUACAGCUUAGACAAUCCGGAGACUCUACCAAUAACGUACAGUACGGCCGCAACGACCGUCAUGACAACGGCAACUGCGACUAAUACAACCGCUCCGGCAGUAAACGACAACCAAUCUGAGAGAUCACAUCCACCAUCAUCGCGGGCUAGUGACAAACCACCCAGUAAACACGGCGACAGCCAGGAGGAAGAAGACCAAGACAGUGGACCUUCGGAAGUUCCACCUGCACUUCCGUUGAUGGAUCCACUCGGUUCGAGGGAAAUUUCCCACGAGAGUAUCCAUCGCCUGUGUUCAAGGCAUGUGUCAAGGGAUAAUAUGAGCGUUCACAGUAGCCACAAUAGCCACAAUGCGGGAAUGAUGGACUGUGGGCUGCAGGUCACCGAGGACGAUAUCGCCAGGACUAUGGGAGGGGAACAUCCUCUGAGCGCUCUUAGCCACGGGGAACUAUCGGUAGUAUCUAGCUUCAAUGUCGGCGGAGAUGUAUUCAGCGAUUGUGUAAUUGGAGAUAGCAUGCGGAACCAAUUCGACCAGCUUGCUAGGUUACGGGAGAUUUUCACCUCUCAGCUAGCAAUGGCCGAAGUAACGCCGGCCUUUCGACUCGGGGACGCUGGAAGUGUCUACAGCGAACCGGCAUAUCGCUUCAACACUGGCGCUGCUAGUGUAUGCAGUGAGCCAGCUUACCGUCCGCCAAGUCCCCGAUGUCGUGACUGUCGGCAAUCGCUGAAUCUUUCGCGGACACCCAGCCAAAACUCGUUGCCAAGUUUAACGGGGAUCGUGGCCAUAGCCGGAAUGGAGCAGUAUGCUUCGCUGCGACACCCGGACGGUGCUUCGGAUCCCAAUUUGCCAAAACUUGAAAAGAACACCGAAGAACUGCUCGAUCCGGAAGAGCACAUCCGGGAAAAUCCUCUCGCUGAAAUCGAUGACCAGGAAAUCCUGAAAGGAGGCAGCACUUCCAUGUUGGCACAGCAAAACCUUCCAACGCUGCCUCUGCUUCCACUGUCCACUCCGGAGGCAUACGAUAGUGGUCAUGACUCCACACCCCGAACUUCUAAGCAUUCUGGUAUCUCCCGAAGGGCGGAAAGCGGAUAUCACAGUGUGGGAACCGUUCGGGAUAGUGAUGAGUCCAGCUUCGGUUCGGCUGCAUCCCGAGCGAACCAGAAAUCCAAGAAACGAAAUCGAAACGAUAAAUCACUGUGCCACUGGUUACGGAAUCCGUUCAACUGCACCUACCCGGACACGGAGGGUGACGUGAGUGAUUUUUAGGGACACGUGUAAUGUACACCUUUGCUUAGCAGUAGCUUAAUUUGUUUUGCAGUUCUCACAGGAAGUUGGUUACGCGACUAUCUCCUGAGUUAGCGUUGUCUGUUGUACCAAAAAUAGCCUAGGAAAUCGUCUAGCGAGAAACACCCGGAAGACAAUAAACUGAAUCGCACCCAUUCUUUUUUUUCUGCCUGUUUCCAAGUUGUAAGAAGCUGUUCCAAAAUGGCGAAUGCCUGUGCUAUUAUUGCAUCCGCAACAUCAUUACCUGUUUCGAUGUCAGAGAAGUUUUUGAGUUUGUCAAUCGAUGGUGCAUUUACUAUUUGUACAGUAGAGAAUUUUAUAAACUAUUGGCUAUUUCGACCGGAUAAUAAUAGGGAACUGUAACCGCCUACUCGCAGUGUCGCGUCGCCUCGUUGCUAUUGUUUGUACUUUACCUAUGUAUACAGCUGAAAUCUACAUAAAUACAUGUGCUGACCCAAACCUUGCUACCUAAUUAUUCGGAAUAUGAUCGUUUGUUCUCCAUUCUCUAUUCAUCAAUCUGUGUGUUCAUUCUGUUCGGCUUUUGCGUGUGGAAGGUGUAAUUCCGAAAAAAUGGGAACAGUCCAUUAAUUAACGUGAACAAAAUUGCCAUGGAUACCAUUUCAUGCGAAAUUGAUGGACCUACUUGUUAGGUUAGUUCAACAUUCCUACCCGAGACCAGUUUUAAACAAAAAAAGAACAAAAGCGUCGGAAGUAUUAUAAAAUAAUUGCAUUGAAUACCGAGUGAAACAAUGGAUUGGAAAGGGUCAUUUGUUCGAUUGGAAUAGCACUGACAAAUUAAUCAUUGUUUCAAUUUUGACAGUGUUUAUUAUUAUCCGAAAAUAAAAGGAACGAAAUGACUUCGGUUUUGAUUUUAUAUUGGAUUCCUUUAAUAUUUCAUUUGGUAUUGAUUUGCUAUUCAAAACAUGUCUACAAUUUUUAAAAGUAUCGUAACUGCGAAUGAGAGCCUCUCUUUAAUUAUUUUCAAUCCGAUUAACAACUCGAUCUUUUCAAUUUUUGCCUUUUAAGUGUUCGUGUAGUAGGCUAGCCAAAGCUAUACUCAAUCAAUGUAUACAUGGAUUAUUUUCGAGAAGUUCUAUAACGGCAUUGUAACAAUCGGAAGAAAUUGUUAUACAAGAUGCUUUUUAUGCGAUUGCGUUAUUUUCAAAACUCAUGGUAGAUUUAAUCGACAAUAAUGUCGACUUUAAUAACAGUGCUAAUAUAAAUUGACACCGAAAAAAUCGGACACAAAUUGUUUCUGUAGAGUAACAUUCUUAUUUCUAUUAUAUUUUAGGUACGAAAUAACUUCCUGCCUUUGAUCAAUAACAGAAUUUCAUUUCAGUUUAAAACUCUUCUCGUACAAAGCUCCCGAGUUCUUCUAGAAGAUGCCCUUUAUAACAAGAGACAAAAAGUUAUCAACCAGGGAUACCAGGUAUAUUUUUCAAAUGUCCGCAUUUCAUUAAAUUUGUCUUCAACGGCCAGAAUUCUGAAUCGGUUAUUGAUUUUUAGCCAGAAUUUUGCAAGAAAUCAGUCAGAGAACCGAAAAAAAUUGUCUUCAAAACACUUCUUCACAACAUUUCAAAUGUAUUUAAAAUGAAGACAAAUUUUCAAAUCUGGCAUCUCUAUUAUCAACCGAUGAUGUUACACUGAAAAUAAUCGAAACGAUAAAACCAUAUGCAAUUAAAUAUCACUUUCAUGUGCGCUUACAUGUUAAAAAGUAAAAGAAAUCAUUUUGCUUUGAAUUUCACAUGAAAAUCCAUUAAUUAAGCAUUUCAUGUGGUGUUUCAAAUAAAAUUGAAACAAAUUCCACGUCAAUACGACAUAUUUAUCCAUUGAAUGUUCAUUCAACUCAAUAGCAUAGUCGUAAAGUAUGAACUUUCCACAUCGUCGCUGUUGUGCUAUCUUAUGACACACGCCAUUUUGGGGUAAACUGAGUUAGAUAUGCCACAUUACUCGUCUAACGAAUCUCUGCAAGAUGGCGUUUCCAGUAUUUUAAAAUUUUGGUUGGUUACUGAAAUAUAGCGAGAAAAAUGAUUAGAAAUUGUGUUUUUUUGCUUCAAAUCAUUAUAUCUUGGGAUUGGCUCAAGUUAUAAUAAAUUUUUAGUUGCUUUUAUGUGUAAAAAUGUCGUAGGAACACAAUGGCAUAAUAAUUUUCAAAAGAAAAAUACAUUUAUUGUGAGAAAAACGCAGUUUUAGCUUUAAACUGGAAAUAUUGCCUAUGAGGCAACACUGUAACCAAAAACAACUAUUUUUUCUAGAUUUUCUGACUUAUUUCUUUCAAAAUGCAUCUAACCGAUUGUUUAUAGACCAAAUUAAACCAAAGAUAUGAAUAACAGUUCAUAAUUGGGUUUUUUCUAAGGAAAAUUUUCCAUGCACGAUUAUGACACGUCAUACAAAUUUUUUCGUCAAUACACACCUAUGACAUGUGUGAGUGCGACUUUUGUUAACAUUUUUAGUGAAAACUCGCAACAUAGUCAACCCAUCUUCGUAAUAUUUGAGAGAUUAAUACAGAAUAGGUAGAAGCAUCAAUUGUCUUCUCUAAAUUGUUUCUACCAUUUCUAAGUUUCAUGAUAUUCAAUCUCAAACUUUAAAAAUCGUUUUUCUCGAAAUGUGCCAAAUGGCGCUUGUCAUAAGAGAACAAAACGGCGUCGACAUGACUUUCGCAAGAAAAACAUGUAGUGCAUUUCUACAUGUAAAACAAUUGAAUUCACCGAUUGUUCUGCCAAUUAAAACUAUAAUUAUAAAACAAUGUGAUAUUGACGUGUAAUUUAUUUGAAUAUUUUAGUCAAUGGUAUUUCUUAUCACGUUGAUAUGCUUUUCACACCAUGUCUGCAUGAAUUUCAUUUGAAAACCAUAUUUCCCACACUCGAAUGGAUAUUCAAGUGGCAAUCGUAUACAUUUAAUGUGUUUGUGGAUUGAAAUAAUUCAAUAGAUUUCCACAUGAUGUUAACUUGUUAAGUUUUUUUCAGUGUAGUAGAUUCAGAUGGUAACGCCUAGUGUUGCCAUCAAUACUGUCUUGAUAUGAUCCGUUUGCUAUGUUCGUUGAUGUGGUUAUGUGUUGCGCUACUGGGUCUAGUUCAGUGUUUUUAAACGGGGAUAAAUUCAACCCCAGAGGUGAGUUUGACUACUGCAGAUGGUGAAUUAUGCCGGGUAAAUUUCGGCUUGUUAUCCUAAUAAUAUAUAUUAUCGGUAAAUAAUGAUCCACCCUGUGCAUUCUUCUAUAUAGGGGAACUGUGUCUAAGACGGUCACACUAAGGUUCAACUAAAAACAGCUUGGAAAAGCGACCAUUUUGGAAAACGAAAAAAGCAGUUUUUCCUCACACCGAUGGGAAAAUUUUCACGAGAAAAUUCAAUGUAUUCGGGGUUUUGGUAGAAUACUGAUUUAUUUUUAUGAAGAUUUUUCCAACUGUGCACAGUGUUUCUAAAUAGGCAAAAACGGGAUCGAAAUUGUUUUGACCACAAAAAAAUGAUUUUCGAGAUACAGUCUUCAGCAAAGUUUGUCUAUAGAAAAUUCCCCAUCUCAUUAAAGUAUUAAUUUGGUGAUUAAUCCCUCUAAAGCUGAGAAGCAAAUUUUUGUUUGGUCGUUUAUGAAAAUAAUAAAAAACUAUUCAGCAAAGUUGUGGGAAAUGAAAUAAGAAAAAACUUAUGUAUGUAUCUAUCUUUUUAUUUUAAUGCACAUUUGUGGAGUUUUCUAUGAUGCACCCCUGAAAAUCACUUAUUUCAAAAUAACUUUCCUGUGUGAUUUCUUAGAAUUUUAAAAUGUCCUAAGAUUUUUUCGGCAUAAAAAACACAUUUUUGUUAUACAAAUUUAUUUCUAUCUCUUAUAU